GCAUGAAGGUCUUUCAAUAUCAAUUUGUUAGAAAUUAUAUUUCAUAAAAAUUGUCUAAAAAUAAAACAUUACAAAUAAAUUAUACAUAAUAUGCCAUAAAUUUAAAGAGAUCCAAUCAAAUUAAUAUUGAUUACUGUAAUGUAUGAUAAUAAUAUACUCUUGUUAUGGAUUAUAUCAAUCUUUUAACAAAACAUGAAAUAUUUUGCCAUAAAAUAUGACGAAGUGUACAUAAAUUUAUAAAAUAAUCUUUACUGUUCGCGAUAUAUGAAAAUUAGCUUAUAGCAAUAAAGACUAAACGUUUAAGAAUAUGCUUAUUCAUUGCUUUUUGAUAGAUAUAAAUAAAAGAGUUCUGUUUAAAUAUGUAAAACAAUUUAUGUUAUCACUACCUGCAACGGCAAAUCUAGCUACAAAGACUAAAACACAUUAUGAGAUGUUGGGAUUGCAACCAACUGCAACUUAUAAUGAAAUAAAGUCUGCAUAUUAUGAAUUGGCAUUAAAAUAUCAUCCUGACAAGAAUAAAAGUGAAUCUGCAAAAAAAAUGUUUUAUGAUAUUUCAAAUGCAUAUGAUGUACUUAGUAAAUAUGAAACACGCAAAAAAUAUGAUAGAACUCAGCUAAUUAAUCAGGAUUUGCAGAGUUUGAACAAUAAAAGUUAUGAGAGGUUUAAACCAAAAGACAUCGAACAAUAUAAAAAUCAAUCUAAGAAUAUAUUUAAUUUUGAUGAGUGGAUACAACAACACUAUAGUUGUACAUUACAAAAGAAUUUAUCAGCAAAAAGAAAACAAAAGGUAAAUAUGGAAGUUUCGGAAACUUCACACAAAAGUCCAGAUCUACUUGUUAUAAUAAUUCUAAUAAUAUUGACAACAUUAGUAAUCCUCAUUUAUGAAUACAUAAAUAAUAAGAGAUAUGAGGAUUCUAAAGCUGCACAGAAGUAUAGAAAUAAAUGACGAUUGUAUGUUUAAAAUUAGUCUUCAUUUAUAUAAAGAACACAAUAUAAGAAGAAAAUUAUGAUGAAAAAUAUGUCUGUGUGGAACAUGA
Molecule: messenger RNA, 1037 nt
Organism: Bombus terrestris (buff-tailed bumblebee)
Lineage: Eukaryota; Metazoa; Arthropoda; Insecta; Hymenoptera; Apidae
Product: dnaJ homolog subfamily B member 9
Exons: 2
Coding region: 308-946 (212 amino acids)
Source: RefSeq, a predicted model, not a curated record